Messenger RNA from Dreissena polymorpha, 1648 nucleotides. RefSeq lists its product as uncharacterized. The coding region runs from base 268 to 936 and encodes 222 amino acids. The record is from RefSeq and is a predicted model, not a curated record. NCBI's taxonomy places the organism in Eukaryota, Metazoa, Mollusca, Bivalvia, Myida, Dreissenidae. The transcript has 7 exons.
AGGAUAUUGACAACCUGGAAAAAGACAUGACCCAUUCAUGAGCUUGAAUGCAGUGAUAUCUCAUCACAAAAGACGGCUAAGCUCACAUACCGGCUUCCGAUGGUCAAUGUAUGGAAUCCUUUGACCACAUUUCUGAUGUGGCUACUCUUGUUCGCGGCAAUGACGUUGACCUGCGCACACUUGUAUACUGAUUUUUCGCGGGGUAAAUUACUGAACAUGCCCGAAGCGGCGUCUCCUAAUGGUUAAUUGCGAGGCGAAUCAAACUGGAUGCGGAAUAGGCGUCUGGGCGGACCAAACAACAAUUUGAUGCCCAAUGGCAAGCUCGGAAUCCCGACCCCGACCAGAGACUGCGUGUUGUCGUGGAAUGACUUCCUCACUCAUGUAGUGGGGAAGACGUACAUCGCCAUAUACGGUAUCAAGAAUCACGAGGAAUUAUUUGAACAGAAAUCAUUCAAGUUCAAAGUUCGGUGGACAUUCAAUGGAACAUUCGUAAACCGUGCGGGAAGUUACUGGGACGUUACUAAACAGCCGGCCCCUGCAUGCGACUUCUUCAACGGCAACUUCCAGAGAGUCGACUCGACCACCGCCAGCUGGCGUGCUUUGGAAACAGGAACGUUCUUGACUGCCAACAGGAGGGACUAUCUGAUCAGUGACAAUCCGAGCGAGUACCUUAUUUUCCACAUAUGCUAUGACCCCUCACAAAACGUGGCCAACAAAUGCCCAGUUUCAGGGACCUUGCUGGUCGUCAGGGACCGACGUCCCAACGUGGACGUGAAUCCCGUCGACGGCAUUCCCGACGGUGACCUUGAACUGACGAACACCGACUGGGCCAGUAUUGACCGAAAGUCGAGGUCCUGUAUCGGUGAAAGUCUUGUCAACACUGACGCCCUGGGUUUGGAGUGGUUCUGGAAAGGACCGGAAUGCCGUGCGCCAUAAAAGAGCCCAACGAUAAUUGUUCCGAAUCGCAUCUCUGCCUGUUGACUACCCACUUUAAAUCGCUGACAACAACAUCUUUUGCGUAUACUGACAAACAGUUCUCAAAUAAAACCAUAUUCACGUUUCUAUGUGUCGUUCGUCUAUCACUUGUCUACAAAAUAAUGUAAAAUCCGCGAUGACCGUUGUAUGCAGUGAAGUAAUUUUUAUUUAAAAUUUUCGCUUGAACAUCUAUCUAAAUGAGAGUAUUUUAUAAUGAAACUGUUAAAUCGUGAUAGUAAUUCGAUAAAAGAAACUUUAAGAAAGCAUUUGCAUCGAUUGAAUGAAACAUUUAAUAAACGCACAUUCUUGUUGUUUACUUUUUCUACAAAACCUUUCGUGUAAGAAUGUUUCUGUUUUUGCAAGUUUAUAUUUAUUGGACACACGUAACUGGCAAUUGUUUUGAUAUAAUGAAUGUAGUAUGUGAGCAUACAUAACUGGCAGUUGUUUUGAUAUAAUGAAUGUAGUAUGUGAGCAUACAUAACUGGCAGUUGUUUUGAUAUAAUGAACGUAGUAUGUGAACAUACAUAACUGGCAGUUGUUUUGAUAAAAAUGAAUUGUAUUUGAGCAUACAUAACUGGUAGUUGUUUUGAUAUAAUGAAUGUAGUAUAUGAACAUACACAACUGGCAGUUGUUUUGAUAUAAUGAAUGUAGUAUGUGAACAUACACAACUGGC